Pieris napi is the source of this 1270-nucleotide messenger RNA. Its product is annotated as aldo-keto reductase AKR2E4-like. Bases 66 to 1058 code for a protein of 330 amino acids. The transcript has 9 exons. Lineage: Eukaryota; Metazoa; Arthropoda; Insecta; Lepidoptera; Pieridae. Gene Ontology annotation, molecular function: oxidoreductase activity. The record is from RefSeq and is a predicted model, not a curated record.
UAAAAUAGGAGUCAAUGUAACAGCCCUAUGUUGUUCAAUUUUAGUAUUAAGCUAAACUUCAUACAAUGAACAUGCUUCCUGCCGUGUUAAUUCUAUUGAAUUUAAAUUACAUUAUAUGCGACACUGAUGGCGGGAAAGCGCCAAGGAUACCUUUGAAUGAUGGAAAUUUAAUGCCUGCUAUUGGAUUGGGGACGAUUGGCUUUGACGAAAACGGACAUGAACAAGAUGAAGAAGUGGAGAAACCUGUGACUUGGGCUCUUAAUGCUGGAUAUAGAAUGAUAGACACAGCCUCCGGCUACGAAAAUGAAGAAGAUGUUGGUAGAGGGAUCCUUAACUCUAAUGUACCAAGGGAACAGGUUUUCAUUGUUACUAAGCUCGGUUUGAGUGAACAAAGAGAUGUUCUGCAAUCCUUACGAGGUUCCCUGAAACGUCUGAACACUUCGUAUGUCGAUUUGUAUCUGAUAAGCAAUCCAAUUGCGUUGAAGCCCGACGACAAUAGCUUUGAUAUCAUAGACUAUUUAGACACUUGGAAGGGCAUGGAGGAGGCGAAACGCCUCGGCCUCGCCAAGUCCAUAGGUGUUUCUAACUUCAACAUAAGUCAGAUGGAGCGUCUAUUAUCGAAUUGUGAGAUACGACCAGCUGUUCUGCAGGUUGAGGUGCACCUAAAUUUGGCCCAAAACGAACUCCAUGAAUUUACAAAACGAGAAAAUAUCGCUUUAAUGGGCUUCCUGCCAUUUGGGCCUCUAUACGACAAGACUGGUGUACCGCCUCCUCCCAGGAUUGAUGACGUAACAAUGGUGGAACUGGCCAAGAAAUAUAAGAAGACAGUACCCCAAAUUGCGCUACGGUAUUUGGUACAACGAGGUAUUUCUCCCAUUCCACACUCAAUGGGUAAAGAGAAAAACGAAGAAAAUAUCGACAUAUUUGAUUUUGAACUGACCGAACCGGAUAUGAUUACUUUGAGUCAAUUCAAUAAAAACUAUCGCGUUGUUUUGCCUAGUUUUUGGCAGGACCAUCCUUAUUAUCCUUUUGAAAGGAAAGAGAAUCCAGAUAAUUAAAAACCAACCUCUAAAUAAAUUGAGAUCUUUAACUGUAGAAGUUUAAAAUUAGUUUAAUUCAUUGAGUAUUUUUUUCAUGGGAUUCAUUAUUCCGUAUUUAUGUACGAUAUUUGAGGAUCCCAUUCUUAAAUUUUAAUUAAUAAAUGACUUAGAAAUAACAACUGUAUCGACAGGAAACAUGUUGGGAUUGGGUAAAAUAAAGAGAAAAAAUA